This is a messenger RNA of Daphnia magna, 815 nucleotides long. RefSeq names its product progranulin. The record is from RefSeq and is a predicted model, not a curated record. Gene Ontology annotation, cellular component: extracellular region. NCBI's taxonomy places the organism in Eukaryota, Metazoa, Arthropoda, Branchiopoda, Diplostraca, Daphniidae. Bases 130 to 717 code for a protein of 195 amino acids. The transcript has 4 exons.
UUUCCGCUGUCUGGCAACGCCUUCUUGUUUUUGAAAUUCUCUUGAAACAUUUUAAAAGAAGUAAAUGUCAUUCAGAGUUGGAAUUCGAUAGAUAAAAGUUAUCAUUCAGUUGUCACAAGCAUUAUUGACAUGGGGAGAAAAUUAGGUGUUUUGUUGUCUUGUUGUCUGAUCGCGAUUUAUACGGUGACCGUACAGUCAUACGAUAAAGAAUUUAUCCUAACCAAUGGUAUGCAUAAUGGGUGGGAACAUGCGAGCACGGACUUCUUAAGAAAUAGAGUUGUGUGCCCAGGAGAAAACAACCAAACCUGUGCAGAUGGGUACACCUGCUGUGUGAGCCCUUCUGGUGAUUAUGCUUGUUGUCCACAUGAAAAUGCAGUAUGUUGCACAGACCACAUCCAUUGUUGUCCCAAGGGUUCUUCCUGUGAUGCUGGCAGAUGCAAAAAAGAUGUUUCAACUUCAAACUCGGUGGAAAUCAUCACAAACAGUAUUCAGCAAACAAAACGUUCCAUUUGUCCAGGGGAUGAGUUUCAAUGCCCUCUGGAAACAACUUGCUGCAAGCUCUCUGGUGGAAAGUUGUAUGGGUGUUGCCCCUUUGAGGAGGCUUUGUGUUGUCCUGAUGAACUUCACUGCUGUCCAAAAGGAUUUGUAUGUAGUUCUGAUGCUACAUGUAUCCGUAGCAAUUCUACUAUGUCAUUCCCAAAUUAUGAUCUGAACUGAAUCUGUUUAAUAAAGACACCUACUCAAGAACAUAUUUAUGCAUUUAAAUUCACAAUGUAUUGUUUCGGCACUGGAAUAAAUCCAUCAUUCAAAUGACA